UAUGCAACUAAAGAAGAAGCAAAAGUGGCAAUUGAGAAGCUGAGCGACCACCAGUUUGAGAACUAUUCCUUCAAGAUUUCCUACAUCCCGGAUGAAGAGGGCCUUUGCCAGGUACGGUUGAGCGGUGAGGAGCGAGCUGGAGGCAUGUGCCUCCUCCCCGCCAUGAGCUGAGGGGAGGACCAGAGGAGCUAGAGCACAGUCCCUGCCGGUGCGCAAGGGAGAGCUUUCUGGUCUCCCGUGGAAGGGCGUGAGUACAAGCGUUGUUGUUGACGUGUGCCUCCAUGUCGUGACAAACGCUGCCUAAGGGUAAGUUGUCUUUCUGUCCCGAACGACACACAAGGGUUGUGGCAGCUGCUGAUUGCUGGACAGCCUCGGGUGUUGUGCGGAGAGAGGCUGAGGUUGGAAGGGACCUCUGGAGACCUCUCAUCGGGUCUCCUGCUCCAAGAAGGACUGGUGUCAGAGGUGAUAGACCAGGUUGCUCAGGGCUUUGUCCAGUUGAGAAUUUGUUCUGCCCCCUCUUGAUGCAUUGUUUCACAUUGAUUGACAUCCCUCAGCUCCCUCAAAGACCUCAGGUCAUAAAGGUGAACGUAGCUCAAAUCUGAUCUAAGCCAACAGAAUCGAAACACUACCUGGGCUUGAAUGAGAUCAGGUGGCUGUAGAUGUACAUCAGCGAGACCCAGGUUCACCCCAAAGCUUGAGCAGGUGUUGAAAUGAGCUUUUCUGUGAAUAGCAGGCUCAGCUACUGAGCUUUUGAAAGCCUUUGUAUGACACCAGCCGCAUCUCAGGGUGCUCCUCUCUGCUGGUUGUUUUGCUGUAGGGUUGACAUCCAUCGGAAGGAGAAUGCCGGCGCCGCCGAAAAGCCCAUCACCAUCCAUGCCACGCCAGAGGGGUGCUCUGAAGCAUGUCGCAUGAUCCUUGAUAUCAUGCAAAAGGAGGCUGAUGAAACUAAAUUAGCAGAAGAGAUUCCUUUGAAAAUCCUAGCACACAACAGUCUGGUGGGGAGGUUGAUUGGCAAGGAGGGCCGCAACCUCAAGAAGAUUGAGCAGGACACGGGCACGAAGAUCACCAUCUCCCCUUUGCAGGAUUUAACCAUUUAUAACCCUGAGCGGACCAUCACGGUGAAGGGCAGCACAGAGGCGUGCUCCAAUGCCGAAGUGGAGAUCAUGAAGAAGUUGCGAGAGGCCUAUGAGAACGACGUGGUGGCCAUCAAUCAACAAGCCAACCUGAUCCCAGGACUGAACCUCAGUGCUUUGGGCAUCUUCUCAACAGGGCUCUCCAUGCUCCCAUCCACCCGAGGGGCUGCAGCGGCUGCCCCGUACCACCCAUUUGCACAGCAGAGCGGUCGGAGGAGAACGAGCUCCUCAGCAUACCUCUCUGGUCUGUACGGAGCCCCCCCAGCCGGUGCCUUCCCCCAUCAGCACCCCCUGCCAGAGCAGGAGAUUGUGAACUUGUUCAUCCCGACGCAGGCGGUGGGGGCCAUCAUUGGGAAGAAGGGGCAGCACAUCAAGCAGCUGGCGCGGUUUGCCGGUGCCUCCAUCAAGAUAGCCCCAGCAGAAGGUCCUGACGCCAGCGAGCGGAUGGUCAUCAUCACAGGGCCGCCCGAGGCUCAGUUCAAGGCCCAGGGGCGAAUAUUUGGGAAGCUGAAAGAGGAAAACUUCUUUAACCCAAAAGAAGAAGUGAAGCUUGAAGCCCACAUCAAGGUGCCUUCCUUCGCCGCUGGCCGUGUGAUAGGCAAAGGUGGCAAGACGGUGAACGAACUGCAGAAUUUAACUAGUGCAGAAGUCAUUGUGCCGCGAGACCAAACCCCAGACGAGAACGAGGAGGUCAUUGUUAAAAUCAUUGGGCAUUUCUUUGCCAGUCAGACUGCACAGCGCAAGAUCAGGGAAAUCGUACAGCAGGUGAAGCAACAGGAGCAGAAACACGCUCAGGGAGCCCCGGCCUCGCAGCACAGCAAGUGAGGCUCCCGCCGUGCCGGCCAGCACCGCCCGAUGAAUGUAACCCCAACUGCCGCCGCCAGACCCCCCAGCAGGUCAGGGGAGCAAACCAAAGACCCCCGAGCCCUGCUCCCGCGGCCAGGGCACUGCGGGGAUGCACAGCGGGGGGGUACGGGGAGGGCUCUCCCUCCCACAGCCUCCCCCUUACUCCAUCGCCUCCCGACGCUAUCCCUUUAGUUGGACUAACAUAGGCAGAGAGAGGUAUUUUUAUUUUUAAUUUCCUAAAAGCCACCCGUUUCAUCCAGGCACGGCCGGAGGAGCUUGCCCAGUGUGGGGGGCUGCGGCGCACAGUGUGGCACUCAUCAGCUUUAGAAUUAAUAUAUCGAUAAUGAAACUAACGCAGAUUUUUAAAUUUUUUAAGAAUUUUUUUCUUUUUUUUUAAUUUCAAAGGGGUCAGGGGGAGGCGGGUGUUUGUUUUUAGCAAAAACAGGCUUUUCUAGAUUUUAAGGAAAUGAGCUAGUCCAUUGGUUCUUUAAUGCACAGUAGAGAUGUAGGAUUGCCAGCAGGGGAAAAAAAAAAUACUGUUAAAAAGCAGUUUCUUAAGGGCUUUGAGAAGAGCAGUGCCUGUAUGAGCCAACAGAAGGGAUACCGUCUCCUAAAAGAAGAAUCUCUUUCACGCACCCUUUCCUCUUUGCUUCACAGAGUCCAAAACUGGGGUUUGCAUCCGUUCUGUCCCCCCUUUCCAGCUGUCUGUCCCCUCUCUCUAUCACUGCCCAACCCAGCCAUGCUCAAGGGUAAUAUCCCUAGAAAACAAGGGGCAGCACCAGCCCUGCCUGCUUUGGGCAGGGAUCUUUGGGGAAAGAUCCCUAUUGCAGGGAGAGGAGGGGGUAAUUGGGGGGGAGGAGGGGGGCAGGGAAACAUUUACAAGAGGUUGGAAGAACAGCCAGUAACAUUUUUUUAAAAUUAAAAAAACCCUAAACUCAACGCAACAGCCCCCAUGACACUUGCAUACAUACACACACAAAAACUACCUCAGGUUUUCGUACCUCAGCACCUUGCGCUUGUGUUUCCCUUUUAGAGAUUUUGUAUGCCUUGUAAAACUGAUAGUUGGAGCAUUUUUUUAUUUUUUUAAUAAAAAACGAGUUGGAAAAUGAUCUCGACCAAGUCAGCUGCGAGGCAGGAGAAGGAAACCAUCCCACAUGUCCCAGAGCUCUUCCGUAGUCUCCUUCUGCUAGCUGAGAGCCAGUGGCCAUUCCUUCAGAGAAAGCUUGAGAAAUGUUUAAAAAGAAAAAAAAAUGGAAAAAAAAAAAAAAAGGUAGAAAAAACCCCACCCAAUGAAUGAAAGCGGUGAAACCCGACGGGCAAGAGGAGGGAUGGGAGCAGCGUGUUGCCGGCGGGUCCCGUGCCGAGGUGAGGUGCCAGCGCCGGACCCAUGGGCUGUGAUGCCACGUUUUCCUCCACUGCGAAGUGUUCUGUGAAAAACCAACCCACUGACAACA
Molecule: messenger RNA, 3433 nt
Organism: Athene cunicularia (burrowing owl)
Lineage: Eukaryota; Metazoa; Chordata; Aves; Strigiformes; Strigidae
Gene: IGF2BP2
Product: insulin like growth factor 2 mRNA binding protein 2
Exons: 13
Coding region: 765-1958 (397 amino acids)
Biological process (GO): nervous system development; regulation of gene expression
Cellular component (GO): cytoplasm; nucleus; cytosol
Molecular function (GO): mRNA 3'-UTR binding
Source: RefSeq, a predicted model, not a curated record